Molecule: messenger RNA, 1358 nt
Organism: Mytilus trossulus (common blue mussel)
Lineage: Eukaryota; Metazoa; Mollusca; Bivalvia; Mytilida; Mytilidae
Exons: 5
Coding region: 105-1358 (417 amino acids)
Source: RefSeq, a predicted model, not a curated record
CCGAAUGUUUGUGUGAAAAGUUAUCUAGAAGUAAAGUUAAUUACGUUAUUUCAGAUCGUCUAAUUGUAAAAUAAAUGGAGUAACACUUUGAGUAAUAAGGUCAGAUGACAUCUUCAAAGUUUGUUCCGAUAGUAUCAUGGCUAUUUUGGUUCAUUUAUCAAGAUGUGGUUUCUGCUAAGUUAUGUAAUGUUGCAUUAUGUAGACCAACAAACCAAACUUCAUUGCAUCCAAACUACAACCAUACGUUGGCUUCAUCGUGCAAUGCUGUGGAUGGCAUAUAUGAUUCUAAUAUAGAUCAGCAAUCGUGUAUAUAUACACACUGGGAUCCAAUGCUGAACUUCUUCCCUUCCUGGCAGAUCGACUUGGGCGACAUCUACAAUAUAGCAUAUAUUAGUAUCACCUUGAGACAAGACGGAUAUGAACCAAAAUAUGUUAAAAAUAUACUUAUCAAGGUUGGGAACAGUUUGACAAGUGCCGGGGAAUUAAUUAAUCCAUUACAAUGUGUCGAUGUUUAUAAUCCUCCAACCAACUUAGGAACACCGUUAAAGUUGUUCUGCAACACACAACGAUCAGCUAGAUACUUAAGAAUAGAAAAAGAAGACCUUUACUUCAGUUGGCUCAGCUUUUGUGAACUGGAAGUUUUCUCGGACAUAACAGAUACUUAUUGUCCAGAUCCCCCCAAAGACUGGACAUGCCGUGAUUUGACUCAUACAUCAACUACUCCCAGGUCACAAUGUGUUGAAACAAAGCCUACCACACAAUCUUCAAAAACAACAAUGGAAGUUGUCACAACCACGGAAACCGUGACUACAACUGCACAAAUCACAACAACGGAGGAUGUCACAACAACGGAAACCGUGACUACUAAAGCUCCAAUUGCAACAACGGAGGAUGUCUCAACCACGGAAACAAUUACAACAGCUGUUCCAACGACCCCCGCGAAGGAAGUCUCAACAACUGAAACAAUUACAUCAGCUGUUCCGACAACUGUAAACAGUGUUACAACCACAAAAUUAGAGGCUACACCAAUAAACUCUAUUUCAGAGCCUGAUAAUAUGUGUUAUUGUCCGUGUAACAGUGGGGGAUAUCUUGUUCUGACAGAUGCAGAACUCCAAGAAAAAAUAGAAAAAAUAAUUUCAGAAAUAAAAGUAGAUCCAAAAGGAACGUCGUUGGCAAAACGAAAAUUGAUAAGUGCUGAUGAUAGCAGACCGUCGGCUAAAGCAGUAGGGUCUUUAGGUAUUGUUAUUUUAGUUGUAAUUGCUGGUUUUAUAGUUAUCAUGGAUUCAGACGUAAUUUACAGAAGUAUAGAACAAUUUAUUGCAAGGAGGAAGAAGAAUAAAAGUAUUGAAGAAAAUUAA